AUGGGCAUUUUCGAACUGUACUGCGCCUUCUGCGCCGGUCCUCUCUGCGAUGCACGCGAAGCGUGGCGAAGGUACCUCCUUGACGAUAAUACCUCCGCUGCGGACUGGCCUCCGGCGGACGGAAAAUGGCGGAAUCCCCCAGGGUAUCCGGUACCCUCGGCGUCGAUAGAUGACAUACUCUCCAUCUCUGCCGAAGAUGGCGCAUAUUGGAAGGACUGGGUAUGCGUCAGCCCUCGGUGGAAGGAGGACUGGGUUUCACCACCGUGCACGCAGGGUGACUCCGGAACGAUCUACAUCAACGGUAGCAGCGACUGGCAAGACCAACCGGGUCGUUACGUCCGCAUUCACCGAGGUUGUCUUUCUUUCCUUUGCCGACGCGUCAACAUCACGCCUCGUCAGCUAUGGGAGUCACUCUACGAAACCGGCUCGGACUAUCUGCAAUACGGAGAGGCCGGUCAAGGCCUCCUGUAUUGUCUCAAGUACUACGACAUGGAGGGCCGGAAUGGUCAGGAGUUCGGAUACGCCAUCGCGAGACAGACCGCCAAGGAAGACGACCCCGAGACGGUCGACCGAUGGGACGAUCCGGACACUAUGGAAGAUACAGCUUGGUUGCUGAGCCGGCCAAUGGUACUUCCUAUCCCCGAGGCGCUCGAUGUUUGCCCGCCGGCAACGUCGCCCGCAGAGAUCAACCAGCGCGCUCCAUGGUCGAAGGUCUUCGGCGUUCCCGAACUUUUCAACGCCAUCCUCUCUGCUGUCGUCGAUCUCCCCCUCUCCGUCGUGGCUGAAGAACUCCUAGAGGACGCCACCGUCUUUGACCCUCCAUCUCUCGUGUCCGCUACAGGGACUACUCUGGCUCUUUGCGAGGUCAAUCAUUUCUUUCACGACGCGAUCAUACGACAUCGCCAGGGGCUCUUCUUACGGCUUGCGUGGCAAUACGGAUGGGUGCUACCAUCUACGCCCAUGGAAUGGGAGGCGUGGAAAGAUGGCUUGAACGCCAUCGAUCUGCGGUUGGACCAGUCGUAUGACUGGAGAUCAUACCUGCUCAUGUUUCUCCGCAAGGAAGAUCGGCAUGUGAAGAACCGAUGGCGCAUGCAUCGCAUGUCCCUGCAAUAUGCACGAGGACGUGCUCGUCCGGCCACAGAGAGCACUCCGGCUUGGAGAUGGAACGUAGGAGAACUGGGCAUACGAGGCUGUCUCAGUCCACCUCAGAGGUGGUCAUGGGAGUAGCUUGAUGGUGUACGUCAGCGUACGUUAGGCGCUGUCCGUUGUUGGUCUUCGCAUCCAAGCCGAAUUGAUCGCAGGUGGCUCCUGUAUUCGUACAUCAUAUUCUAGUAACAUUGGCGUUGCAAAGUUGCACGCAUCGAUAUG
Molecule: messenger RNA, 1368 nt
Organism: Punctularia strigosozonata HHB-11173 SS5
Lineage: Eukaryota; Fungi; Basidiomycota; Agaricomycetes; Corticiales; Punctulariaceae
Exons: 3
Coding region: 1-1227 (408 amino acids)
Source: RefSeq, a predicted model, not a curated record